AAGGGAAUGCGGCAGCGGUGGCUUGACAGCUUGCAGCCUGAAUGGAUCUGAAGGGUGAGGGCUGUGCUGUUUUGCGGCAGCAUCAGUUUUCUUUCAGGACCCCUGGUUUGAACAGCGUUUCGAGGCUGACGAGUGCAAAGCCAAGCGCUGACAUCUGGGAUCACCUUUCCGGUAUUUUUGUAUUUACUGCAAGAGUCGAAGAUGUGAAAUACUUUCAGUAAAUAUGCUGAUAUAUAUAUUUUUUUUCAGCUAAUACGAAAGGCAACGCACUUAUAUGAGCGGCAAUGGCAUUCUGCUGGCAUAAGUGGAAGAUGUUAAACAUAUCUCAUAUACCACGGAGGCACUGAAGUAGACAUAGCCUUCUUGUAUGCAAGUAACUGUCACCGAUAUUAACUUCAUUUUGGAUUGCCUGAUUUAUGCGCUGAUAGAAAGUGGUUUGAUUUUCUUGUUUUAUCAUUUGAUAUAGAAAUCAUCCACGGCUAUGAACUGAUUUGCCGAUAAAGAACCAUUGUCAGUAGCGUCUUUGUGUGUAUAAAUGAUAGAAGAUACAAUGACUUUGCUGUCUCUUUUGGGUCGGAUCAUGCGCUAUUUCUUACUCAGACCAGAGACCUUGUUUCUGCUUUGCAUCAGCUUGGCUCUCUGGAGUUAUUUCUUUCAUACUGACGAAGUAAAGACAAUUGUCAAAUCGAGCAGGGAUGCCGUUAAAAUGGUCAAAGGGAAGGUGGCAGAAAUCAUGCAGAAUGACAGGCUGGGCGGUCUGGACGUCCUGGAUGCUGAGUUCUCGAAAACCUGGGAAUUCAAAAGCCACAAUGUGGCCGUAUAUUCCAUCCAAGGCAGGAGAGACCAUAUGGAAGACAGAUUUGAAGUCAUCACCGACCUGGUCAACAAGAGCCAUCCAUCUAUAUUUGGUAUUUUCGAUGGGCAUGGAGGAGAGACUGCAGCUGAAUAUGUGAAGACCCACUUGCCUGAAGUUCUAAAGCAGCAACUGCUGACUUAUGAAAAGGACAAAGAAAACAGUGUGCUGUCAUAUCCAAGUAUCUUAGAACAACAGAUCCUUUCAAUUGACAAAGAAAUGCUGGAAAAGCUGUCAGCCUCUUAUGAUGAAGCAGGUACCACUUGCCUAAUUGCUCUAUUAUCUGACAAGGAACUGACAGUAGCGAAUGUUGGAGACUCCAGAGGAGUGCUUUGUGAUAAAGAUGGGAAUGCCAUUCCUUUAUCUCAUGAUCACAAGCCUUACCAACUGAAGGAAAGAAAACGAAUCAAAAGAGCUGGAGGCUUCAUCAGCUUUAAUGGCUCCUGGCGGGUUCAAGGCAUUUUGGCCAUGUCCCGCUCUCUGGGUGAUUAUCCACUGAAGAACCUGAAUGUCAUAAUCCCCGAUCCCGAUAUUUUGGCCUUUGACCUGGACAAAUUGCAGCCAGAAUUUAUGAUCCUGGCAUCUGAUGGACUUUGGGAUGCUUUCAGCAAUGAAGAGGCAGUGCGUUUUAUCAAGGAGCGUUUAGACGAGCCUCAUUUUGGGGCUAAAAGUAUCGUAUUACAGUCCUUUUAUAGGGGCUGCCCUGACAAUAUCACUGUUAUGGUUGUUAAGUUCAGGAACAGCACCAAAACAGGGGAGCAAUAAGCGUAACCCUUCUUAUUCCACUAUAAUGCAAGAAUUCUGAUCAUUUGCCAACACUUUAACAGACAGAACAAACUAUUAUCAAACUAAGAAAGUAAUCUUCAUUGACCCAUUAUGUUCUUAAUUUUUUUUAAUACAUGCAGUGCAAAAACAUUUAUUUCAUUGCAUAAGGUGUGGAAGAUUUUUAAUAUUUUUUUAACAGCCUUUUAAACAAAAUCAGUUGCAAAGAAAACAGUGGGUAUUUUUGUAAGUUGAACCAUUCUCCAUUUCCUUAGUCUGCCAGCUAAGUGAAAUUGUAGUUCUGUAUGUAAUGUAUGUGUGUGUCUCAGCCACAUAUGUACGUAUGCUCUGUGUGUGUGUGUGUGUGUGCUUACUACUUGUUCUCUCAUUUUCAAUGCCACUUGUUUUGCUGAUGGUAUAUGUACAUAUAUACUGUAGGUAUGCACACUAUAUACAGUAUGUACACCAUACAUAUAUAUACGGUACAUGUCACUGCAGUUUGUUGUUAAUUAAGGUUCAGUUUCACUAAAAUAUUCUCUGAGGCGCUCUUAUCUUAGCUCAGUAAUAGCAGUGUUUUUUUGAGAAACCAAAUGACUGUGAACUAAAGGUGCUGAAACAAGCAGCAUCCUAUAUGGUUUUCUGUGCUGAUGCUCACUUUUUCAGCAUUUUAUUUUUAGUUAAGUAAUUUUCUUGCAAUUUUGUCUAGUAUCAUGGACUUUUUUUUUUAAUUGUUAAUAAAAAAAAGAUGCAUCUAAAAUGUUCAUACUAUAAAAACGAUCUGGGUGUAAGGCCACUUCUGUAUUGGUUUUCUACCCAGAUAUAAAACUCCAUACAAGGUAAGAGUGAAAUUCUGGUUGUCUCUGAAAAGUAUUUCUGUGAAAUUGACUUCAUUCAUUUUUAAAACACUUCUUAAGGAGCUAUAAUUUAUUACAAAUAAAGAGUAAUAAUUGCAAAGUCAAUAGGACGAGUAAGGUACAUAGAAUCAUUUCAGUAUUAGCUUAUAGGUACUGCUUUAAGCCAAGGAAACAUCUUGCUUGCAUAGCUACUGUAUAAUUGAUCAGGAACUAGCUGGUUAUUUUUCUAGAAUAUGUUUUAACCUGUAAUCAUAACAAAGUUUAUCUGGUCUUGAACAUAAGUUCAUGUUUACCAUUUUCUAAAAUUUGUCACUUUUUAAAUGAGACAGUAACUACCCUACCAGAGUCUAUCUGUUAAAACAGCAAAGAAAAUUUGCCUGUGUGAUUUCCUCACUUACUAUAAUCUGUAGCUCUGGAUUUAGUAAUAUCAGUUGUUUUAGUACUUAAAAAAGGUGAUUGCAACAUGGUGCCUAACCUGGGUGCACUUCAUGUAAUGUUUUGCUGCUUGGUCUAAAAUAAGCUUUUGGCUCGUAAUAAACAUACACAACGCUGUGUAAUUGCUUUACUGUUUACUUGCCUGCAUUUUGAGGAUGUGAUUUUUUUCAAGGUAUAAUUUUUUCUUGACAGUUUUGCCUUUUUUUUAAAUAAAACUUUAGAUAAAGUUCUGACCAUCUGUAUGAUUUGUCGUAUCCAUUAACAUAAUUACACUGUUAGUGUGUCUUUAGGCAGAUCCAUUUUGGAAAUUUGACAACUUUGAGGUUGGCUUUAUCUGGAAGCAGAGUGCCAUUUCAUCUUGUUUUGUCUUCUACAGUUUUUACUUGCACACUGUUGUAUAAAUGUAUAAGAACAUGAUAUCAGUUUUGACAAGAACACACCAUUUGGCAUACCUCAGCAUUUCAGUUUGUCAAACUUUUGUAAUAUUUCAUCAAUUACAAAUUUAAAGGUCCCCAAUGCUACCACAGUACUACAGAUGAAUAUUAAUUCAGAUACAUCUCUCUUGUAGCAAGCAAAUUCUGAAGUGCAUUUUCACAUCAGUUGACUAUUAAGAGGUAGAAAAAACAGUAGUAGGUGCCUUCAUGGGGUAAACCAAUACAGAAAAUCAAUGAAUAUUUGUUUUAUAUACUGUAGUGCCUUUUAUCAUAACAUCAACAUGCUCCUGGAGCCAGAGAGCUGAAACAUGUUGCAUGUUCAUUAGCACAUGUGAGUAAGAAUUUCACUGUACUCUGUACACAGGAUAAUAAUGACCCUAUAAACCUCUAAUAACUCUAUGAGCAAGUUAAAAAUAAUUAAAAUAAAAGAUAGAGAAAAUUUUAAGUUGUUACUAGGCCUAAACACACUUAAAGCCAUUCAUCCCAUGCCAUGUGCCCAGACACACAACUUAAUGAGUGUGGUUAAAAUACUUGGAGGAUUUGGAAUGUUGUGGGAUGGUGUCCCACACAUGGCCAAAAGGGGUUGCAGGCUCCACCGGUCUGCUCAGAAGAUACUCACCCCAGACCAGCUUGCCCCAAAAACUACCUGCAGGCUUCAGCAUAGCUAGGCCCAAAGUGGGGAAAACUUGCUUAAUAGUUCAAAAUAUAAAGAAAUGUCCCAGAACAUAUCAAAAGCCUCAUGAGAGAGAUUACCAUAAACUUGCACGAAAGGACAAAUAAUGAUCUUUAUAAGUAAAAGAUGUUUUUGAAAAAAUUGAAGAAAAUACUCAAAAGAGCAAAAAUAUGCAAAAAAAGUUGCCUAAAAGGCAAUCCUACAACAAACAAGUCCCACUAUACAUUCCUAAAUUGAAAUCCUCAAACAGAACCAAGAAGUCAGAAAAAAACAGAAAAAUCAAUAGAAAACAGCAAUAUGUACAAGUAUAAGUUCAAUGAUCUCUGACUCCUGACUGCUCUCUCCUUAAAUAGCCAGAGACAGUUCUCAGAAAUGGUGAUGUAAGGGUGGCCCUGCCUCCUGGGGCUCCAGCCACAAACUACAAGUAAUGGAGGAACAGAAAAUAAAUAAAAUGUGUAAAAUAAUUCAAAAUGACAAAAAUAACAAAUACAUAAAGACAUGUUGAUACAUAAUAUAGAGAUGAUUAAAAAAACCACAUUUAUUCAUCUUGAUCAACUCCAAAUUCUGUGUUAAUCAGUUUUAGCACAGUUGUGUACUGAAAGCUGAACUGAGAUUCGUAGAAUUGCCACCCGUAAUGAAGUCCAUGCUGUUUUCAAAAACAUUCAUUACGAUUGUGACUAUGCUUGUGGGACACGAUUCAGCCUCUGAUUUUCGUUUACUUACACCUGAAAGGAAGGAGAGAUAUAUAUUUUGUAUAUAUUUAUUUACUGCAUGUACUAAAGUAGGAAGUGACCUGAAAGACUGAUUUUACUUUUUAUUUUAAUCAGUCAAGAAUAAUUAGGCAAUUUCAUGUGAGUGUGUGUUCCCUUUGAUGCACUGGUGUCCCAUCCAGGGUAGUUUCUUGCUUUGAACCCCCUGCCAUCAGUACAGGCUAUGCCCCCCUGUGACAGCAUUCAGGAUUAAGCUGGUUUAGAAGUGUGGUGUGGGGGUCAUGGUAUUUUACAAGUAAUUUGUUUUCUUCCGUAGAACAUCAUUCUAAAUGUUGAGGGCUCUUUCCAUUUUCACUUAAGCCUUAUCACACAUUUGAGAGUCCAUCUUUGUAGCUUUUGUUGUACUAGCAGCAACACUUUAGCUUUAUCUUUCUUAGAAAUGUAGAGAAAAGCCAAGCAAAAUGACACCUUUUAUUGGCUAACUAGAAAGAUUACAAUAUGCAAGCUUUCGAGGCAACUCAGGCCCCUUCUUCAGGCAAGAUGUAAUGGCUAACACGGUACAGCACCCUAGUACUUUAGAAAUGUAGUGAACUGCACCACAGCUACUAUCCACAGACACAAAGGAAUAUCUGCUUUGGUCACAUCCAGAAGUGAUCAUCAAAACGGGCCCUUUUCAGCUGUACACUCACUUACAUUUCAGCUGGACACAAUUUUAAACAUCUUCUGUAAAUAUAAAAUUGUAAACUGUAUGUCUGUUUUUUCACCAAUCAAACAAAAACCGCUAAAAGGUAUUCACAAAAUACUGCAUGUGCAAUGCCACGUUACUCAUAAUUACAAUAUAGCUUAUAUGGCCCAUUGGGGAGAGAGGUUGUAAUCAGUAGGGUGGGGGUAACCUAAAAACUAGCACCAUCGUGGGGACUACAAUUCCCAUCACUAAGCAGGCUGAUGGGAUGACAUUGUCAUUAGUGUAUACAAAUUUUUGUGCCAGCCAAAGGAGGCUCUCAUCUAAGACCACAGGUACUGCAUUUUCUCCUCAACUAAUCUGGAUGAGAGUUCAUUGCAUCGCCAGAUUCAAUUUUUUGUCUAAAGCUACAAUUUUAUGUCUUAUGAUGGGUUGUUUCUAGUCAUGUUGAAUUUCAUAAAGAAAGUUUUUCCAAAUUUUUUUAUUCACAUUCAAUGGCAGCUACUUCAGCAAAUACUUAAUAAAAGUCACAGGUAGCUGAAUCCCAAAAAAUACUAUUUUUAGAAUUACCAAAUGCAAGAACACCCAUAGCCAAAGUGCAGAUGUUUGGCAUGACUUUAGUAGAGAGUAGCACCACCAGAGAGUGGAGGCAUGUUGGUCAAGCAAACCUAUAAGACCUGUACUUAACUCUGUACGUGAUGAUAAAUCUGACCAGCCCUAAAUACACUGUAUUACAUUUAAACGCCAAAUACAAGGGAUGUCCAAAAAGUUUCCGCACUUUCAUAUUUUCAUUGGAAACAGUGAAGGCGGGAGGAGUAGUAAUUGGGCAUGAAAAAGUUGGUACAACGCUGGGAAAAUUGCAUCACAAAGGAAGGUGACUAUGUCGAAAAGUGAUUCUUAAUAAAUAUUCAUAAUAAAUAGGAGUUAAAAAAGUGCAGAAACUUUUUGAACGUCCCUUGUAUUUCAUUUUUAAAGCACCAACAAAACUGACCACCUGAAUUACUUAGUGUACAAUAUCAAACACAUGAUUUAUCUAUGGUGGGAUAUGCAUGCACUACAAGUAAAAUUCAGAGGAAAUCCAAUAAAAAAACUGGUUUCUUGCUGGACCCUUCUCAAAAAAUGCAGAUUACACAAUAUAAUUAAGCCACACUUCUUAAGAAUAUGGGAGAGACAAAGAGCUCAAUUGAGAACAGCUUGAUUGAGCGACUAAAAAUAACUAAUAAUUUUUCCUGUUUCCUGUCAUCAGAAAUGUAAAUAAGUCUAUAACAUGAUAAAGCAAUUCUGCUUUUUGACUCUUAUGCCAAUGCAGAGUUGUGAUACAUAACAAGUUUAAACCAAUGAUUUUUAAUCAUUUUUUAUUCAAAACAUAAUUAAGAUCAAGGAUGUAGGCAACAUUUGAAUCAUGGACCUACGAUGGGCACUUUUCUGCAUGUGGCAUAAGCCUGAAGUAAGAUGACUGUUUCGAAAUAGAAGUGUAAAAGAUCAUUGCCGUUUUUUUCCAGUUUUUUCAAGGUUAAAUAAGUUUUCGGUGAAGUUAGAUUUUUCAGAGACUCAUUGCCAUAAGAUGAAUCCAUAGUAUGGAUAGAGAGAGUAGAAAACAGGAGUGAUCUUGAGGCAUCAUUGAACCCAGAAUAAUGGCAGAGAAGCCAAAGUACUACUAAAUGGUUAGAGCAGAUAAAGUGGUGGAAUGAUAAGCAAUGGAAGCAGGACACUCUACCGUAUUUACAUCUAUAUUUCUUGGUCUCAGGGUGCUCCCGCUUGACGCCAUUUUGUUGAGCUCAAGGUAAAGGAUGAAUCAGUUCCCCUGAUUGUUUUAGUCUGCUGCUCAGCAUAUCACUACUUCUUCUGUUAGCACCACUUAUACCCACAAAGAUUUAUUUUUUUUAGGUUUAUGUAUCACAAUCCGACCAAUAAACUGCUCUUGGUGAAAUCUUCUGCUAGAUCUUUAGAUUUUCAUUUCCACUCAAAUGAUUCAGAGUUGCUUGUCCAUUUUCCCUUGAAUCUCAGGUCAGUGUGUAACAUUACCGUAAAGGAGCUGGCAUUUUCGUCCACCGUUGCCUUAGCUAAUGAUGUUUUUCACCCUGACUUGUCAGCAUUUUCUUAGACACUGUUCGACCAACUUAGUGAUCUGCAUCAUUAAAAUUCCUUCAAAACCUAUCCCAAUUAACCAGGCUUCUGUCAAAGUCACUAAAGACAUUUUUUGAGCCUUAAUAGGCAACAUAAUGAAAAACUGGGAGUGCUUGACAUUUAAAUGCAUGACCUUAAGCAUGAUGGAAUGCUAACUUUUUACUAUCUCAGUGACCAUAAAUAAAAGUUGAGGGGUACACAGAAGUGGGGGACUGGGAGAGAGUCAGCCUGACAUCGCACAUGCUGUAGCACACCGAUGUCCCUUCCACAGAGAAGAGAAAGUUCACCAACAUUAGAGAUUCUCUGAAGGCCUCCGCUUCAAGUGGGCAGCACUUAGGUGAAACACCAUAGAGUGGUUCCCUCAGUAAAGACAAGUGGUGCUGAGAACUGUACUCCCUCUGCGAGAUGUGCACAGGAAUGUGGGGCUUGGACAGAACUAGUCUGACGUCACACACAUGAUGGCAUUAGGCGGAUUUGUUGAUUUUGAUGUUUUGAGUACUGAAAUCAGCCUCUCCUGUGGCUCUUUGUUAUCAGCUUUCUUAACGGCAGUCCUUUUGAUGGAAUGUAACACACCAAUUACUUCAAAUGCAUAUUUUGCAGUUCAUAUUUUAACCAGCAUAGCUGCCAAUUCUUUCAAGUUUACAUCAACUCCUACACUAUCAUUGCAAUGCUGAACAGAGAGCACACACUACACUUGCGACAACAUAUCGGUCAUGUUUGCUAUUCGUCCAUUGAUGCUAUCGAAUGCUACAGAAAGGUUUUUGCCUUGCAUCAGGUUAUGUUUAUUUUUAAAAUAGGCAAUGUGCUCUCUGUACACAUGACACAUAUUUAUAUGUCUAAUAGUUUUUUUUUUUUUUGGAGACUUUGACUGUAGGCGGUUCAUCGUAAACAGAAGCUUGCUGUCUGCCGUCUAAUUGUUCCCACCCUAUUUUAAGCACAAUUCACUCGCAGUUGUUUCCACACGUAUAUUAUUAUAUGUCUGGUUUCAAUGUGACAAGAUGAUACAACCAACAGGGCAUUUCAAGUUGAUCAGUUGAUCCAUCCAUUUACCAACCCGCUGAAUCCGAACACAGGGUCACGGGGGUCUGCUGGAGCCAAUCCCAGCCAACACAGGGCACAAGGCAGGAACCAAUCCCAGGCAGGGUGCCAACCCACCGCAGAAGAUCAGUUGAUCUAAAAGCUUAUCAUUAGAAGCAAGCCAGGGUGUGAAACUCCACACUGCAGGCAUCCCAUUUUGGAACCAAACCAGAGUUCAACUGCUGGGAGUUCAAGUUAAGACAAAUUUUACCACCAGUUAAACAUUAAAAAUAAAGUACAAACAUGCAGACUCAAUGGUGAUGCAGUAGUUUAGUGCCACUGCUGUAUCGGUCUUACAUACUGGGUUCAGAUUCUAUCCCCUUUCUGCCUGUGAGGAGAUUUCUUGUUCUCUACAUUUUCACCUUGGCGUUUCUCUAAUUUUCCUGCAAUUCAUUGCUGCCUGGGUAGGUGCCAACACUCCUAUGACGCUGAAUUAGAUUAAGUGGGCUUAAGAAUGUAAAGAUUUGUUACACAAGCUCUGUACGUGGCACCAUGUCAAAACUCCAGUGACUACACAUGUUUAAAGGUGCAUGCUAUGCCCCCUGCCUUUGCCUCAUACACACGCUAAAUAUAUCCAUUUUUUUAUUUUAUUUUGCUGAUACCUUUGCAACCCCUAAACAUAUCUAAUAUACUUCAGUACUCAUGUCUGGCCUAUUUAAUGGACUGCAAAGAAGAAAACAUUUUCCCUCAUUUAUAAGGAGAAGGAGUUCAGUUACAUUUCCUGUAUUACCAUCAGAGUGACCAAAAGACCAUUUCAGCAAAAAGCGUUCAGACAACUUGUCUUUUAUGACACUUCACAUGUUAUAGAGAUUGAUGAAUAAAGUAUAGGAAAGUUAAGUCUCACUAUGGUACGCAUCAAGUUCUUUGAUUUAUUGUAAAUGUUAGAAAACAUAACUGUCUGUCAUUUAUAUUUUUAUUUCUUUUAGUGGAAAUGGAAACUCUUUUGCCUGUGGAACAGGGAAAUAAAGUAAAAUUGGAUUUUGUCAUAUGCUGAAUGUAAAACUAUUAUGCAGCAAGCAUAUUACGUAAUAAAUGUAUAAAUACUAAAAGCAUUAUUUAUUGUUUGAUUUCACUUUAAUUUUUAGUCUGGUUUGUAACGAAUCAUCUUAAGGUUCUGAACUAUCAUGACUGUAAAUAAAAUGCUAUUAAAGUCA
Erpetoichthys calabaricus (reedfish) is the source of this 9761-nucleotide messenger RNA. It is a transcript of the gene ppm1lb, whose product is annotated as protein phosphatase, Mg2+/Mn2+ dependent, 1Lb. Bases 536 to 1618 code for a protein of 360 amino acids. The transcript is spliced from 4 exons. Lineage: Eukaryota; Metazoa; Chordata; Cladistia; Polypteriformes; Polypteridae. Gene Ontology annotation, cellular component: cytosol; nucleus. Gene Ontology annotation, molecular function: protein serine/threonine phosphatase activity; cation binding. The record is from RefSeq and is a predicted model, not a curated record. Gene Ontology annotation, biological process: positive regulation of canonical Wnt signaling pathway; negative regulation of canonical NF-kappaB signal transduction; positive regulation of canonical NF-kappaB signal transduction.